This is a messenger RNA of Hyphopichia burtonii NRRL Y-1933, 3547 nucleotides long. It is a transcript of the gene SEF1, whose product is annotated as Sef1p. Gene Ontology annotation, molecular function: zinc ion binding; DNA-binding transcription factor activity, RNA polymerase II-specific; transcription cis-regulatory region binding. NCBI's taxonomy places the organism in Eukaryota, Fungi, Ascomycota, Pichiomycetes, Serinales, Debaryomycetaceae. The coding region runs from base 262 to 3339 and encodes 1025 amino acids. Gene Ontology annotation, cellular component: nucleus. The transcript has a single exon. Gene Ontology annotation, biological process: DNA-templated transcription; regulation of DNA-templated transcription. The record is from RefSeq and is a predicted model, not a curated record.
UCGAUCAACGAGCAUCUGCUCUUAAUAGAAAAUUUUAAUUUUGCUUUACUUUGCAUUUUUUUAUAUAAUUACUCUUCUUCCAUUCCACUAUAAGGUAAAUCUAUUCCAAGUCCGAGGUGUUUCAUUUGUAUAUCCACGGUGGUUUUACCCAUACAUUAGAUUUGUUUAUUUCGAAGGAAAAAAAAAAAAGUUUCAAUUAAAAUUUUGAGAAAAGCUUUAAAAUUAAUGGAUUGAAUCAUAACUAUUCAGAAAAGAUACAAGAUGGAUAAAAAUAAAGUUAAAUCUAUUCUUCCAAAACCUUCUCCUCUGUUACAGUCUCAAACGACAUCACCAAAUAUCGUUGGUGCGAACAAGAGAAAAUCUAUGCCGGGGAAUGGAACAGAAUUCAAUGUUAAUAAAAAGCAACGAUCAAAAUCAGCUACUUCAAUACAAACUAAGAAGAAAUUGAUUAAAAAAGAAGAUAAUCUCUCAUCGUUGGCAAGCCCCAAUAAUAAAUUGGUUAAAACUAAUAGUAAUAAUUCGAUCAACAUGUCACCACCAAUUAUUAAUCAAUCAAAUCACGAUGAUAAUUCUCAAGAUAAAUCUUCCAAACAAACUGGUCAUAGACCAGUUACUUCGUGCACUUUUUGUCGUCAACAUAAAAUCAAAUGUAAUGCAUCGGAAAAUUAUCCAAAACCAUGCCAAAGAUGUGAUAGAAUGGGAUUAAAAUGUGAAAUUGAUCCUCAAUUUAGACCUAAAAAGGGUUCUCAAAUUCAAUCUUUGAAAAGUGAUGUGGAUGAAUUAAAGGCUAAGAUUGAAAUGUUAACUAAGAAUGAAUCUUUGUUAACUCAAGCUUUAAAUCAACAUAACAUGAAUUUCUUACAGCAACAAAAACAACAAGUGACUCCUAAUUCAAAUAAUCAAUUUUCUCAUCAUAAUCAUCAACAACAACAGCUAUAUAAUACUACUCCUGUUCAAAGACCGGCUUUAGGUUCGUUGUCAAACGUUUCAACUAACCAUAAUACUCCAACUCAAUUUCAUUUAGAAGCUUCUUCUCAUAUAGGAACCCCGGCUAAUUUAAAUGAUUCUGCUCCAACUCAUACAAAUCCAAAUUUGUCUUAUGUUUUACAUCAAGAUUCUUCCGAUAAUUCUCCGGUUGAUAGAAAUCUUGAUUCUUAUAAAACAAAUAACCAUAUUAAUUUAAAUGCUAAUCAUAAUGAAACUAAUGAUACUGCAACUCCAAAUACAAGAUUUAAUUUAGAAGAUCAAUCAGAAUAUACUACAAUCUCUGAAUUCAUCUUAGGUUCAGUAAGAUUACCUUUAGAAAAAGCUAAUGAAUUACAUGAUAGAUUUAUGGAUAAAUUUUUACCAUUUUUACCAAUUGUCACUUCAAAUUCGGCCACUGAAUUAUAUAAUAAAUCUCAAUUAUUGUUUUGGUCUAUUAUUUUAACGGCUGCAUUAUCAGAACCUGAACCAACUUUAUAUAUGUCUUUGGCUUCUUUAAUUAAACAAUUAGCUAUUGAAACUUGUUGGAUUAGAACUCCUCGUUCAACCCAUGUUAUCCAAGCCUUAAUCAUCUUGUCCAUAUGGCCUUUACCAAAUGAAAAAGUUUUAGAUGAUUGCUCUUAUAGAUUCAUAGGCUUGGCUAAGAAUUUAUCAUUACAACUUGGUUUACAUAGAGGUGGUGAAUUCAUUCAAGAAUUUAGUAGAACUCAAGUAAGUUUGGGUCCUGAUGCUGAAUUAUGGAGAACAAGAUCUUGGCUUGCAGUAUUCUUUUGCGAGCAAUUUUGGUCUUCGGUCUUAGGUUUACCUCCAUCAAUAAAUACCACCGAUUAUUUAUUGGAAAAUGCAAGAGUCGAUAAUAAUUUACCUAAAAAUUUUAGAUGCUUAAUCUCUUUAUCAAUUUUCCAAUGUAAAUUAGUUAAUGUUAUGGGUAUUUCAGUUACAAGAUCUGAUGGGUUAUUAGAACCUUCUAAUAGAGCAGGAUCUUUAAACAUUUUAGAUCGUGAAUUAGAAAGAUUGAGAUUUAAAUUACCAAUCGAUGAAGGCUCAGUUAUUGAAAUUUAUUAUCUAUAUAUCAAAUUAAUGAUUUGUUGUUUUGCAUUUUUACCUGGAACCCCAAUCGAAGAUCAAGUUAAAUACGUUAGCUCUGCCUAUUUAUCAGCAACAAGAAUUAUUACUAUAACAUCUCAAAUGAUAAGUUCUAACACCAUCAUGUUAAUUGAAUUACCAAUCUAUGUUAGACAAGCAAUUACUUAUUCAGUUUUACUAUUGUUUAAAUUGCAUUUAUCUCGCUAUUUGAUUGAUAAAUAUGUCGAUAGUGCAAGACAAUCAAUUGUCACCGUUCAUCGUUUAUUAAGAAAUACUUUAUCUUCUUGGAAAGACUUACAGAAUGAUAUACUGAGAUCUGCUAAAGUUUUAGAAAACUUAAAUAUAGUUUUGUAUACUUAUCCAGAGAUUUUCGAUGGUGAUGAUGAAAAUCAAGAAAUAAUUGGUGGAGGUAGCAUUAUAACAAGAAUGAGAUCUCAUUUAACUGCCUCAUUAUUUUAUGAUUUAGUUUGGUGUGUUCAUGAAGCUAGAAGAAGAACAUUAAUUGAUAAAAAUAAAGGCCCUAAUAGUCCUAAAGAUGAAAAAAGUCACCGUAACAGUCAUAUGAGAAAAGCUGCUCCUUUACCCUUCUAUAAUCAAAUUACCAAAGAUGAUUUUAAAACUAUCACAACAACUACUCCAAAUGGUACCACAAUCACUACUUUAGUUCCAACAGACCAAGCAAUGACUCAAGCAAGAUCCAAUGCUAGUGCUAAUGGAAUGAAUAAACCUUUGGAAAUUAAUGGUAUUCCUUUGGCUAUGUUAGAAGCAACUGGUAGUAUUAAAGAUAUGAAGAAAAAUGGUGGCCAUGAAGUUGCUGAUCCAAUGAAUACUUUAACUGGAACUGGCCCUGCUAAUACUGCAGCUUUCAAAGCUGCUAAUGAAAGAAACCUUAAAUCAGAAGAUGUAUCGAAAGAUGAUACAGUGCCACCAAAUAGCUCUUUUGGUAACGAAUUCAAUCCAAAUCUCUCUGGUACUAUCCCCCAAGUUCCUCAAUUUGAGUCUCUCCCAUCUCAGAUUCCUCAACAAGGUAAUCAACAAAUGCUUAUGAGUACCAAUACUGAAGGAUCUCCCGCUACUUUCAACUACGGUAUGCCUGGUGCUGUGUUACCAUCUUCUAAUUUGGGAUCUUCGGCUACAAAUAUGGGUGGGAUGGCUGAUCAAAUGGACAAUUUCUUCCAACAGCAGUCCAAUGGCUGGCUCAAUAAUGAUAAUUACCAAGACGAUGACUUCCUAGGCUGGUUUGACGUGAAUAUGAUUCCCGAAAAAUAAUCAGUUCCUCUCUUUGAAAAUGCAACAAAAAACAAAAAAAUCAAAGACAGUCCAAAAACCAAGAAGAACUCUAACAAAAAGAGAUUCACGACUAUUGCUUUCUAAUCAAAUUCUUUUUCCCUAUCUGUUUGUAUUUUUGUCACGCUUGUAUCUGCUUGAUAACCAAUUGUAAAUAAUCUACAAGUUUCGUUUUCCUUUAUACUUUCUU